This is a messenger RNA of Plasmodium gallinaceum, 699 nucleotides long. Its product is annotated as ATP-dependent Clp protease proteolytic subunit, putative. Gene Ontology annotation, cellular component: endopeptidase Clp complex. NCBI's taxonomy places the organism in Eukaryota, Apicomplexa, Aconoidasida, Haemosporida, Plasmodiidae. The coding region runs from base 1 to 699 and encodes 232 amino acids. Gene Ontology annotation, molecular function: ATPase binding; serine-type endopeptidase activity; ATP-dependent peptidase activity. Gene Ontology annotation, biological process: protein quality control for misfolded or incompletely synthesized proteins. The transcript has a single exon. The record is from RefSeq and is a predicted model, not a curated record.
AUGACUUGUAUUUAUUUUUGUAAAUGUAAGAAAAUUGUAAAAAGGUAUAAUUUUAUGACAUACAAAAUUAAUACAAAUAAAUUCAAAAAAAAAAAAAAAAUUUUUUUUUCUGAUAAUGAAUAUCAUAAACAUACAAUAAAUAUACCAUCUUUGUUAUUAUCAAAAAGAAUAAUUUUUUUAUCUUCUCCAAUAUAUCCUCAUAUAUCAGAGCAAAUUAUAUCUCAAUUGUUAUAUUUAGAAUAUGAAUCUAAAAGAAAACCAAUUCAUUUAUAUAUUAACAGUACAGGGGAUUUAGAAAAUAACAAAAUUAUUAAUUUGAAUGGAAUAACAGAUGUAAUAUCAAUAAUUGAUGUAAUUAAUUAUAUUUCUUCUGAUGUGUAUACAUACUGCUUAGGCAAAGCUUAUGGAAUUUCAUGUAUACUAGCUAGUAGCGGAAAAAAGGGUUAUCGUUUUUCUUUAAAAAAUUCUUCUUUUUGUUUAAAUCAAUCAUAUUCAAUUAUACCAUUUAAUCAAGCAACGAACAUUGAAAUACAGAAUAAAGAAAUCAUGAACACAAAAAAAAAAGUAAUAGAAAUAAUUGCAAAAAACACAGAAAAAGAUAAAAAUUUAAUAUCAGACAUACUUGAAAGAGACAGGUAUUUUAAUGCAGAUGAAGCUAUUAAUUUUAAUUUAGUUGAUAAUAUUCUUGAAAAAGAGUAA